AUGUUAAAUAAACAGGAGGAUCAACUUAUUUCAGGAGGUCUUGAUUAUUCAAUAAAAGUUUGGAAUGUAGAUUUUAUUAAGAAUAAUUUGAAUUUUUAGUAUUCAUUAGAUUAACAUGGCAAUUGUAUGGAAUCAUUCAGUUUUAAUUCAUCUGAAACUAUAUUGGUAUCAUGUGGAUAUAAUCAUUUUAUCAUUUGGGAGAAAGGAGAAUAAGGAAAAUGGGAGUUUAAAUAUAGAAAAGAUGUUUCAGAUUAUGGACGUAAAAUAUAUUUAAUUAAUGAUCAACAAUUACUUUGGGUAACUCUAAAAAAGAAUGUUGAUGAUAUUUUGGUGUUUGAAAUAUAGAAUGGAGUCUUUUAAUAAAAUAAUAAUAAAACUAUCAAAUUGAAUAACAAUAAUGAAUGUGAUGAUGUUAGCUAUUUCCCAAUUAUUCACAAUAAAGAUAAAAAUAUAAUAUUGGUGAGACAUAAACAUAAUAUCUAUCCGAUUAGGCAAUUAAAUGAUGGCACAUUUAAUAUUAUCGUAACAUUAGAUUGUUAAAAUGAUAUUUAUGGAACUAUGUCAAAUAAUGGAUAGUAUUUGGUAUUUUGGGAUUAUAAAUAUAAGAAGUAUUAAUCACAUGAGAUAUUAAAUAAAUGA
Molecule: messenger RNA, 639 nt
Organism: Paramecium pentaurelia
Lineage: Eukaryota; Ciliophora; Oligohymenophorea; Peniculida; Parameciidae
Source: the annotation of a GenBank genome assembly